GCCGAGGAAUGGGGAGGGAGGAAUGGUGGCGGCGGCUGUUGCUGUCGGUGCUGCGGGCAGUCAACCGGCUGCUGCGGCAGCGGCGGCUCCACGGGGCCCUGGCGGCCGUCAAGGGAUUCCGCAAUGGGGUCGUGUAUGGAGCCAAAAUUCGAGCCCCGCAUGCACUUGUGAUGACAUUCCUGUUCAAGAGUGGAAGUCUGUUAGGCAAACUGAAGGCCAUCGGACAAGCCACGUACACUCAUUCCCGAAACCUGGCCAUAUUUGUCUUCCUCUAUAAGGGGCUGCUAGCAGCACAGCAGUGGCUGCAGGGUGAGAAGGUGCAGUUCCACUCGUUCUUGGCAGCUUGUGUCGGGGGCUGGUUUGUGUUUGGAGACAACAACCACAUCAACAGCCAGAUAAACAUGUAUCUGUUGUCACGAGUCCUCUUCGCUCUUUCACGACUGGCUGUCGAGAAAGGUUACAUCCCUGAGACAAAGCAAGACCCUUUCCCGCUGUUUGCCAUGUUCGUGUGGGGUGUUGUCCUGUGGCUGUUCGAGUACCAUCCACACACACUGCAACCAUCCCUCCAGUCCUCCAUGACCUACCUCUAUGAAGACAGCAAUAUCUGGCAUGAUAUAUCAGACUUUCUAGUUUAUAACAAAAGGAGCACUGAUAAAUGAGUGGACUUCUGCUUGGAGGAAAGCAACCUUUUAGCAGGAUGACAUUUCAAUUAAUUUUCUCUUCUGUCCUGAAGAUUUAACAACCAGUUUGACAUCGGCUCAUAGGAGCCCCUGACAGUUGGAUAGAUGUGUGUAAUGUUGGAAGCAUCCAGUCUGUAGGUAAAAACCAUUUGUCCCUCAAAACGUGAACUAAGCACAACUUCCUUAUCCUUAAUUUAAUAUGGUUCUGCUGGAGGACUCCAGCUAGCCUGGGAACCACUGCUGCUAUGUUUGAGCAAGAGCUGUGGCUGAGGUUUAUUUCUGCCAGCUCGACUCUCCUUAACACUGCUUUAUGAAUCAGUCAUCACCAACCGUGAUCACUCGAUCAGAUGGGCUUACUUUUAUGUUUGCUUAUCUCCAAAUCCAUCUUGGAACACCUGGGCCUAUGAGAGGCUGACAAGUUGAUGGGGUGGGAAGAGUGAAGAAGAACCUCAUUGGGCUCACAAACCUGCUGCUGUUUAAAAAAACUGAACCUUUUGUCAUUUGGAAGAGAGAAAAUGGUCCCCCUUCACUGAAGGAGUAGAAAGAACAAAUUGAUUACCAAUUAGUGCAUUAAUCCUUGUAAUCGAUUCAGGGCUUUUGUCGAAUGCCGCAUAAUUCCUGCUCUCUUAUAUUCUUGCCAUUUAAAUACACUGCCAGCAUUCCAUAUGCCUUUUUCUCUGAAGUAGAUAAAGUUUUAAUGAUCCAUUGGAAACUUCAGUUUAUUCGUAACUCUGCAAACUGUGCCCUAACUUGUGCCAAGUCUUGUUUCCCCUAUGACCUCUGCUGCUCGCUGACCUGCAUUGGCUCAGUCUUGAUUUAAAAUUCUCAUCCUAGUUUUCCAAUCCUUCCAAAGCCUUGUCCCUCCUUUUUUCCAUAAUCUUGUCCAGCUCAAAGCCCUCCAAAAUAUCUGCGCUCAUCUAAUUCUCCCCUCCUAAGCAUCCUCAAUUUUAAUCACUAUGUCAUUGGUGGUUGAACUUAGCUUUCCUGGUCCCAAGCUCUGCAUUGUGCUCCCCAUACCUCUCCACCCCCCUCUUCGUUUAGGAAAGUUCCAUAAAAACCUACUUCUUUGAUCAAGGUUUGGAUCAUUUGAUGUAAUCUCUUCUUAUGUGGCUUAGCAUCAUGUAUUUUGUAAUGCUUCUGUGAAGUGCUUAGGGACGUUUUAAAGGUUAAAGGUCUUUAAUUAAUA
This is a messenger RNA of Hemiscyllium ocellatum (epaulette shark), 1866 nucleotides long. It is a transcript of the gene pxmp4, whose product is annotated as peroxisomal membrane protein 4. Gene Ontology annotation, cellular component: peroxisomal membrane. Bases 9 to 659 code for a protein of 216 amino acids. The transcript is spliced from 4 exons. The record is from RefSeq and is a predicted model, not a curated record. NCBI's taxonomy places the organism in Eukaryota, Metazoa, Chordata, Chondrichthyes, Orectolobiformes, Hemiscylliidae.